CCGCUGAAUGCAUGCUAAAAGAAGAAGAAAAACAUAACCUCGAAAAAUAUUAUUUGUUUUGUUCUCUUUCAUUUUUCGUUUUCGAAAUAAGUAAAUUAUGGCUGGAGAAGUUGUAGUGGACGCCCUACCGUACAUCGACCAAGGUUACGAUGAACCAGGAGUACGAGAGGCUGCCUUCGCAAUGGUCGAAGAAGAAUGCCGCCGUUACCGACCAACCAAAAACUAUUUGGAACACCUGCCCCCUCUAAACAUAUCCGCCUUCGAAACUCAAAUAAUGCACAACGAAUUUGAGCGGCUGCAAAACCGCCAACCAAUGGAAACGAUUUCAAUGAAACGUUACGAACUUCCGCCGCCCCCUAGCGGCAAACUGAACGAGUUGGGCGCUUGGAUCGAGUGCGUCGACAACUCCCAAGCGCAACUGGAACAUCAAGCUGUCCGAAUUGAAAAUCUACAACUCAUGAUGGAGUAUUGUUGUCCAACUUGGCAACGCUACUUACAGCUGCUGCAAGAUUUGGAAAAACAGGCCACAAAAAAACUAACGGCGCUACGACAAGCGCUGCAAGAAGUCAACUGGCAACGCAAAUCGUUGCAGACCAAAGGGGGCGAGCAACUAAAGAAUUUAGAAGCCAAAUGGGUCGCACUGGUUUCGCAUAAUUACGAAAUCGAACAGGCUUGCGUUAUGGCUGAAGAAUAUAUUGCCAAAAUCCAAAACUAAUCAAUACUGUAUAAUUUUAUUGCUUAUAAAUAAAUUACAUUAACUUAAUUCUAAUUUGCUUGUUCGCAUGCAUCGAUCCAGUCGUUGUAAACGUCAACAGGCUCUGAUAAAAAAUUUAUGGUCGUCUGGAAGUCUUCCAGGCAAACUCUGCAAGUUAUCCGGGCCGUACUACGUCCUUUGUCCAUUUUGACGUCACAACUUUUCUCGUGGUUGCAAAAAGGGCAGUUGAACAGGAUGUCUAGGGGUUCGAUGUUUUUGCGUUUCGGCGGGGGCUUUCUUUUCGACUUUCUACGACCCAUAACUGUUUGUUUGCGAUUUGAAAUAAUCAAUAAACAAACCAAACA
Ceutorhynchus assimilis (cabbage seed weevil) is the source of this 1059-nucleotide messenger RNA. Lineage: Eukaryota; Metazoa; Arthropoda; Insecta; Coleoptera; Curculionidae. The record is from the annotation of a GenBank genome assembly.